Molecule: messenger RNA, 988 nt
Organism: Acanthoscelides obtectus
Lineage: Eukaryota; Metazoa; Arthropoda; Insecta; Coleoptera; Chrysomelidae
Source: the annotation of a GenBank genome assembly
CUACCAUCUUUACCACAAUUCCUUGCAUCUAGCUCGUAUAUCGUCGCUGCUCGUGAAACAAUAACCAUGCUUAGGAUUUUCGUGUUGAGUUUAUUUGCUGUGUCAUGCGUAUCAGCUGGCAAACGCACAAUCUCUCACGUAGUUCCCCAGCAGCAAGUGCAGUCGACGCACCAGCACGUCGUCAUCGCUGACCAUGGCAGUUACGAAGCAGCUGGUGGGUACGACCACCAUGGUGCCGUAGCUUACGAUGAUGGAAAGGGCGGUUCCACCGGGGCAGAGCUGACAAGCCUGGCGCAUAGCAGUGCUGUGCAGGCUAAGAAUGCAGUGCAGAAUCAGCAUACGCAGGGUAGUCAGGCUGCCUAUGGGGUUAAGAGUAGUUUGGCUAGCGCCGCUUUAGGGGCUGCUCAAACCGCUCAAGCCGCCUUGGUAGGCAAACAAGCCAUCGUCCAAAACCUGAAACGUCAAGCCAUCGAAGCCCAGAGCCGUCUCCAAGGCGAGAUCUCCCAGUACCACCAAAUGGAGCAGGCUGCGGUUGCAGCUCAGGAAGCAGCGCAGCAAGCUCAAGGAUUGGUCGGUUCUCUUACGGCAGCUCUAGCUACUGCUCAAGCUGGUGCUGAUAAGUCGCAUCAUGCUGCAGCUGAAAGCGCUAAUGCAGCCGCAGCUCAGCAUGAAAUGGUCAACGAUGCCAAGCAGAAGGUCGCAGGAAUCAUCGGUCAACUCCAAUCAGCCCUCGGCGACCUCCAAGAAACCGAAGCCGCAGCUUACAAGGCAGCCGAGUCAGCUCAGAUAGCGCAAUCCAACGCGGCAGCUGCGGGACUUGCUGUGGCUGUAGCUGGGGCGAAAGGAGCAGCGCACGCAGCUGCUGCUAGUGGGGGUGAUUAUUACCAGCAUGGUCAUGGUCAUGGUCACCACUAGGUGGCUAUCGCGAUCGGGCUCAUAGGAAGAAAUUUGUAAUAUAUUUUUUUAUAAAUAAAUGUGAUAUCUGAAA